This is a messenger RNA of Lottia gigantea (owl limpet), 1449 nucleotides long. RefSeq lists its product as hypothetical. Gene Ontology annotation, molecular function: oxidoreductase activity. The record is from RefSeq and is a predicted model, not a curated record. Bases 1 to 789 code for a protein of 262 amino acids. NCBI's taxonomy places the organism in Eukaryota, Metazoa, Mollusca, Gastropoda, Lottiidae. The transcript is spliced from 8 exons.
AUGGCAGCCUCCAGCUUGUGCAAUUUGUCUGGUAAAGUUGCGUUGAUAACAGGUGCUAGUUCUGGUAUUGGUGCUGCUACGGCUGUUUUGUUCUCUAAACUUGGAGCUCAGGUGGCUAUAACAGGACGUAAAGAAAACAAUUUAAAUGAAGUCGGAGCCCAAUGUGAGAAAAAUGGAAAGAAUAAGCCUUUCAUGGUUGUUGGUGAUUUGGCUAAAGAAGAAGAUACACAAAGAGUUUUAGAUUCAACUAUAAAACAUUUUGGUAAAUUGAGUAUUCUAGUCAACUGUGCUGGUAUUAUUGAAUUAGGAAAUAUUGAAAACACCACACUACAACAAUAUGAUAGAAUGUUUAAUAUCAAUGUUAGAUCAAUUUAUCACUUAACUAUGUUAGCAGUACCACAUUUAAUAGCUGAAAAAGGAAAUAUAGUUAAUGUGUCUAGUGUUAAUGGUAUGAGAUCGUUUCCAGGUGUUUUAUCUUAUAAUAUGUCAAAGAGUGCAUUAGAUCAGUUUACAAGAUGUGUUGCUUUAGAAUUGGCUCCAAAAUCUGUCCGAGUGAAUAGUGUUAAUCCUGGAGUAACAAUUACUAAUCUACAGAAAAGAGGUGGUUUAGAUGAUGCUGCCUAUGAAAAGUUUUUGGAAAGGUCUAAAGAGACUCAUGCAUUAGGAAGACCUGGUGAAGCAGAAGAAGUAGCACAAGCCAUCGCCUUCCUAGCCUCUGAUGAAGCGUCUUUUAUAACUGGAGCCCAAUUACCUGUAGAUGGUGGAAGACAUGCAAUGUGUCCAAGAUAACUUACAGACUACUUUUUAUAUUGUAUCGUAUUAAUUGUCGAACUUAAAUGUUUGUGAUUACGAAUUGUUGAUUUUCAAAUUGUGUAAGUGUUCAUUCGGGGCACAUAAUAAUGCAUUUUACUAUCUUUUGUUAAUACUUUCUAAAAGCUUCAAAGAUAGUUACCAAAAAUUUACUGUCAGAUUUAUUGCCCUGCUUUAUUGUAACUUUGCAUAUUGUUUGAAAUUUAUUUGUGAUCUAUGCAAAUAAUCUGAAGUGGCUACUUAUGAGAAAUGUAGUUUGGCCUCCUGUUUUGAAACUUAUACACAAACAUUUUUUGAGCAAAACAAGUUCAGAUCAUCUUGUUCAUGUUGAUUAAUCAAUGCUCUUUGACAUGUAUGCUGACAAGAAAAUUGCCAUUACAAUGAGAUUUUGGCUUGAUGAGUUGGGUGAAUAUUUUUUUAACACUAUCUAGGUGUGGUCCCAAGCAGAAUUUCAGGUUUGAAUAUUGUUGAAAUAUAAUCAAUGUCAUAUAAAUUACGCACGAGUUCGUUGAAAUUUUGUUUUAAAAAAUCAAGAUAUAUAAGGGCUUUAUGUUAGACCUGUUGAAUGCAUUUGCUUUAAUGGACGAAGACUGAGACUGAUAUUAUCAAUUACUGUUGAUUUCAAAUAAAUAUUUACAU